UCAAAUGCAAUAUUUGUGCAGUACACAAAUUUCAAAUCAAACGACUUUUUUAUUGUAUGUCCAAAGAUACAAUAUUUGUCCACAUUAUUUUUAAGGCUUGUCAGUCUAUAAUACGUGUUGCACGCGUCUGCGUAAAGGCAGCAAUGAAGUUGGUGAGUGGGGUAUAUAACUAUCUGUGCUAAUAGGAACUUGUUAUUUCAUGCCAGUACAACGUUGUAUGUCAACGAGCUAGUUACGUACGAAAUUGAUUAUAAAUAGACGUAUAGUGUUCGAAAUAUAAAAAUAAAAUGAACAACCGAGGAAAGCGAAUAGUUCAACUUGCAUUAACUAAUGUAGAUGAGAAUCAACACGAUGUCGAUGAGCCAUUUGUCGACUCUGGAAGUGAGUACUUUCCGUCUGACCAGACGGCUUCGUCAACACAUGACACAGAAAUUCGAGUACUUUUGCCUGUAGUUGACAACAUGGAAGGUUCAGCACAAAGAGAAAGAAAACGCAGGCUAGUUGCCAAACCGGAAUUAUGGAAGAAAAAUAAGAUGCAGUUGUUACGAGUGGCUGGCAAAGAAUAUGUAAACAGAAAAGGGGAAACAGUAAUAGCCAAAUCACCAGGUAUUAUUGAUUGCAACAACUGUAGAUUCAAAUGUAUCAUUAACUUACCUCGGGAAAGACAAAUGAUAAUUUGUAAAGAAUAUUGGGACCUUGCUGAUUCAACGAAACAAAAAAUUUUUAUUGCCUCUUUAGUCGAAGAGAAAAAAAUUGACAGAGAAAGAAAUCGCAAUGAAAGAAAAAAAACAGAAAACACAGUCGAUAUUAUUAUUUGUUGAAUGGCUCUAAUGAACGUGUAAGGGUGUGCCAAAAAUAUUUUUGUGCUACAUUUGCAUUUAGUUUUCAAGUUGUUGAAACUGCAUUGAAGUAUCGUGGAGACAGUGGCAUUUAUGUCGGCUUUGAUCAUCGCAAAGGAAGACCUGCUCCGAAUGUAACAUCCACUGAGCAAGUUUGCCACAUUAAGACUCAUAUUGACAUGUUCCCUCGAAUGGCAUCCCAUUAUUGUCGUCGUGAUACUAUGAGGCAUUAUCUAUCAAGUGACUUAAAUAUCAGUGUGAUGUAUCGUUUAUACUGCAACGACUAUUGCCCCAAAAAUAAUGUGCCACCUGUUAAGUACAAUGUAUUUAGAUCAGUAUUUAAUAGUUAUGAUCCACCCUUGUCAUUUUAUAAACCGAAAAAAGAUCAAUGUGUAACAUGUAACGCUUAUAGCACUGCUACAGAUAAAACAGAAUUACAAAGUCAGUGGGAGGCACAUAAAGCUAAAGAAGAAAGUGGAAUGAAAAUGAAAGCAGCUGACAAACAGAAAGCAGUCGACAAUAAAGGUGAAACGUUUCGAGCUAUAACAUUUGACUUACAGUCAAUACUUAAUGUGCCUUAUGCUGGAGAUAGCCAAAUAUUCUACAGACGUAAACUUUCCGUCUACAAUUUUACAAUUUUUGAUGCUUCCAAUGCAGAUGGUUAUUCAUAUCUAUGGGACGAGACACACGGAAGAAAAGGAUCAGUUGAAAUUGGAAGCUGUUUGCUGAAAUAUUUGCAAUCUCUACCCAAUACUGUCACACAUGUUUCUUCAUUUUCAGACACUUGCGGUGGACAAAACCGUAACAAGUAUGUGACUGCUGCUAUGAUCUAUGCUGUUGCUAAAAUUGAUAAUCUCCAAGUAAUAGAUCUAAAAUAUUUGGAGCCAGGGCAUACGUACCUAGAAGUGGAUUCGAUGCAUGCUACAAUAGAACGUGCUCGAAAAAAUAAGAAGGUUUACUCACCCCGUGAAUGGGGUGUUUUGAUACAAAUGGCAAGGCAGAAACCUCGCCCCUACAUAGUUAACCAUCUCACAUACUCCGAUUUCUAUAAUUUUAAGGAGCUAGCGUCGAAAAUUAUGCAGAAUACUAUCCGUGACACCAACGGAAAUCAAGUUAAAUGGUUGCAAAUUAAAUGGUUACGCUUCACAAAGACAGAUCCGUCAACCAUUUCUUUCAAGUAUGAUGUUGCAGGUGACGAUUUCUUGAAAUUGAACACAUGCGAAGUAGGCACAAGUAAACGAAGGAGAACACGCAAACCGUGUGAAAAUGUCAACGAUGUACAUCUUGAGCAACAGUAUAGCAGUAUCUUGCCAAUAUCCAAUGCAAAAAAACAUGACCUUUUGUGCCUCUUACGCCAGAAGGUGAUUCCAGAAGACUACAGAAACUUCGUGGAGACAUUACCUACAGCCGUAGGGGCUACAGACAUUGUUCCAAGUGAUUCUGAAUACGAAACAGACUAAGGUUUAAUCGUGUUCAACUUUAUGAAUGUCUGUUCCGUUAAUAAAAAUUUCAUUUGUA
This is a messenger RNA of Leptinotarsa decemlineata (Colorado potato beetle), 2357 nucleotides long. RefSeq lists its product as uncharacterized. The record is from RefSeq and is a predicted model, not a curated record. NCBI's taxonomy places the organism in Eukaryota, Metazoa, Arthropoda, Insecta, Coleoptera, Chrysomelidae.